Molecule: messenger RNA, 756 nt
Organism: Closterium sp. NIES-65
Lineage: Eukaryota; Viridiplantae; Streptophyta; Zygnematophyceae; Desmidiales; Closteriaceae
Source: the annotation of a GenBank genome assembly
AUGCUUCCCUGCUCCUCACCCCCUUUGCCUGCCCUCUCUCACCAGCUAUGGCGCACCAUCCUGCUCAUGCCCUUCAAGCUCAUCUUCUUGUUACCUCUAUGGCGCACCAUUGUGCUCAUGCCCUUCAAGCUCAUCUCCCUAUGGCGCACCAUCGUGCUCAUGCCCUUCAAGCUCAUCUCCGUGUACCUGCAUGAGAUAGGCCAUGCCUCCGCAUGCGUCAUGACGGGAGGCAAGGUGGAGGGCAUCGAGGUGCACAUGGAUGAGGGGGGAGUCACUCGCACCCGGGGUGGAUGGCAGUGGUGCAUUCUGCCUGCCGGAUACCUAGGCUCAUCCUUCUGGGGCAUGGUGCUCGUGCUGUGCGCGACCAACAAGUGGACCACGCUCGUCAUCGCUGUCAUUCUCUGCAUCACUCUCUUCAUCACGCUCUUCCUCGCCAAGAAUAACACGCUACGGUUCCUGUGUGUGGGCUUCCUGCUCCUCUUUGGCCUCUUUUUCUUCCUCGAAUAUGGCAUUACCCAAUCGGUGCACCCGCUGAACCUCGCCAUCCUAUUUAUCGGCAUUAUGAACUGCCUCUUUUCUAUUUAUGACAUCUACGAUGAUCUCAUCUCACGCCGGGUAAACUCCAGCGAUGCUGAGGUGUUUGCCAAGACAUGCCCCUGCCCCUUCAACGGAGUGUGCUGGGGGGUCAUCUGGGGCGUCAUAUCGUUGUUUCUAGCUGCUGCAGCCGUCUACCUGGGCCUCGUGAUUCUAGCAUGA